AUGCAGAUUGCUAAAGUCGCGCUCUUCCUCUUCGCUGCUACCGGCGUGGCGGCGAACCCCGUUGAUGUCGAUGUCAACGGCGUAGACGUCAAAGUAUCCGGCGGGGAGGACAUGAACAUGUUCAUAACGUACACUGGGAGGUAG
This is a messenger RNA of Colletotrichum aenigma, 144 nucleotides long. RefSeq lists its product as uncharacterized. The record is from RefSeq and is a predicted model, not a curated record. The coding region runs from base 1 to 144 and encodes 47 amino acids. The transcript has 2 exons. NCBI's taxonomy places the organism in Eukaryota, Fungi, Ascomycota, Sordariomycetes, Glomerellales, Glomerellaceae.